Molecule: messenger RNA, 255 nt
Organism: Strongylus vulgaris
Lineage: Eukaryota; Metazoa; Nematoda; Chromadorea; Rhabditida; Strongylidae
Source: the annotation of a GenBank genome assembly
GAAUACUUCAAAAGAGGGAUGUACGAAUGCGCAUUGGACUACCUAAAAGAUAUCCAAGAAAUCCAUCGCUAUGUCCAGAAAGCAGCGGCACGACAGGAUGAGUGCCGAAAAAAGGCUACUCUCACGGACAAAACAUUCCCAAAAACUAACAUUGCACCGCUAGACGAGUAUAUAGAGAAAAUGCGGCAAGAAGACGAAGAAGAGGAGCAAGAAAAGAAAAAACGUCAUCAAAAUCGUGCGAAAAGAACGUUAUGA